AUGCAAGCGAUAGUCUCGCACGUAUCCGCCCAAGCCUUGUUCGUUUUCCAAAGUAUCUACGAGGACGCGUUCUUCCUCUCAUUACUGGCCAUCGGAACAUGGCUAAUUCAUCAGGUAUACAAGCUCCAUUUUGAAAAGUCGCCUAUUAAUGCGAUUCCAGGACCCAAAUCCUGGCGCUGGACGGUUAUUCCGCAUGCGCUCUUUUUAUACCUCGGUCCUGGGCAUGAAAAAGCAAGAGAGUUGCACCAAAAGUAUGGACCCGUCGUCAGAAUUGCCCCCGAUAGCGUACUUGUCGCUGAUAAGAAUGUUGUCAAGCAGAUUCUCGUGACUGCCAAAGAUUAUCAAAAGGCCGACAUCUACAAAAUAAUCUUUGGAGCUGGGGUUCCUGGUUUACUUACGACCAUUGAUAGACAAGAACACAAACAACGCCGCCGCUUGUUAUCACCUGCAUUUUCAAUCACUCAAUUGAAAUCUAUCGAGCCACAUAUAUCAAACACGGUCACAGACUUGUGCGCUUUCAUUGAGAAAUCGAUUGAAAAUGCGGGCAAGGACGGAUGGACAGUGGUUGACAUGAUGCACGCUUUGCGGCUAAUGGCAUUUGAUGUCACGGGACAUGGUGCUAACGCUGGCAUGGCGGAUCAACUGAUCUGGGAAAUGACUCAACAACUAUUUUCUCCUCUUCCAGUUUUGUCAUGGUUUGUGCCCUCAUUGCCUGGGCCAAAGCUACGGAAGUUCUUGAUGAGUCUCAUUGAGGAACAUCGUCAGGCUGGUGAAGACAGAGUCGACGUCCUCAAAUUUCUACUUGAAUCCAAAGGGCCUCUUACUGACGAGCAGAUCGUCAAAGAAUUGGUUUUAAUUUUCUUUGCGGGAACUGCUAGAACUUCGGUGACGCUGACGAUCACCCUCUUGUUACUUCACUUGCAUCCAGAGAAGCUCGCUAAACUUCUCUCUGAAAUCCAUGCCACGUUCCCCGAUCCUAACGAACCCGUAACACACACCAAGUGCAAAGAAAUGCAGUACCUCAACGCAGUUAUUAGUGAAACGAUGAGGUACUAUCCUAUCGUGGGUCCUGGUUGGAUGCCGAGGACCUUCCCAUACGAUUUGAGGGUUGGAGACGUUGUUGUUCCAAAGGGUACCGAGAUAAUCAGCUCUAUAUAUACUUUGCAACAUGCAGAAGAGUAUUGGCCGAACCCGGACAAGUUCAUCCCGGAAAGAUUCUUUGCCGAGAACAAUCCAAGCUGGGACGCGUUCUACCCAUUCAGCGCUGGAGAAAACAAUUGUAUUGGUAAGAAUGUUGCGUGGGUGACGAUGGAAGUUGCGCUCGUUACACUCUUGCGUAAAUUCGAAUUGGAGCUCUUACCGGAGAACGAGCAGACUAGGCAAUUGGUGAUGUUGUCUACGUUUACGGUCAAGGGCGAGUCGUUGAAGAUGAAAGUUAAGAGGCGGGCUGAGGUUUAA
Messenger RNA from Paraglomus occultum, 1458 nucleotides. Lineage: Eukaryota; Fungi; Glomeromycota; Glomeromycetes; Paraglomerales; Paraglomeraceae. The record is from the annotation of a GenBank genome assembly.